Telopea speciosissima is the source of this 1514-nucleotide messenger RNA. RefSeq lists its product as uncharacterized. The record is from RefSeq and is a predicted model, not a curated record. The transcript has 7 exons. The coding region runs from base 65 to 1471 and encodes 468 amino acids. Gene Ontology annotation, biological process: protein transport. NCBI's taxonomy places the organism in Eukaryota, Viridiplantae, Streptophyta, Magnoliopsida, Proteales, Proteaceae.
CUUUGGAUCCCUUACAUUGGGAUCUCUAUAGUCUUAUUAUCGGCUUACUCCACUGAGCUCUCCAAUGACUGUGGUGAACAGAGCUGUAGUUGGCCCUUGCAAGACAGUGAUGAAGUUCGGAGUCUCCCUUUUCCGCAGGGGCUUCAACUCCUCCAAAUGUAAAACUAUGGCGAAACUGGCGACGGCAAGAAUAAAGCUUCUGAGGAACAAAAGAGAGGUAGUGGUGAAACAGAUGAGGCGAGACGUCGCUUUGCUUCUCCAGUCUGGCCAGGAUGCCACCGCAAGGAUCAGGGUUGAACAUGUGAUAAGAGAGCAGAAUGUUAUGGAAGCAAACGAGAUCAUUGAACUAUUCUGUGAACUAGUUGUGGUGCGACUUUCAGUCAUUGCAAAGCAAAGGGAAUGCCCAGCCGAUCUGAAAGAAGGAAUCACCAGCUUGAUAUUUGCCGCUCCGAGGUGCUCAGAUAUCCCAGAACUACUGCAAAUUCGAAAUAUUUUUGAAAAGAAAUAUGGAAAAGAGUUUGUAUGUGCAGCAACAGAUUUACGGCCCAAUUGUGGUGUGAAUCGCAUGCUUAUCGAGAAACUUUCAGUCAGAACAACUACUGGUGAAGUAAAGUUGAAGGUUAUGAAGGAAAUAGCUAAGGAAUAUCAGAUUGAAUGGGAUACGACAGAGUCUGAGAAGGAGCUUCUGAAACCUCCCGAGGAGCUGAUAGAGGGACCACGUACAUUUGUAAGUGCAACCAGCAUGCCUCUGAAGCCUAUAUCAUCACGAGGUGUUGAGCUAAAUAGGCCUACUAACAGAUUAACCAAUGAUGAAGAAAAAGAUGGAGAUAUAUCCACCAUGCAUUUCAAGAACUCUGCUUUAGCUGCUCUAGCAGCUGCAGAGUCUGCAAAGAAAGCAAUAGCUGCUGCACAAGCUGCUGCAUAUCUGGCCAAUAAGAACUCUCAUCAGCCAGUUGAUUUUGAUCAUAUUGUGGAUGAUUUCAACAAUCCAAAAUCCAGCAAAUCCACUGGUGCUUUUUUCAUGCCAAAUGAUCUACCAGUAGAACCUGAGAGGAACAGAGAUGAUCAACCAGAGCCUCCAGGGAGAUUCCAUGCAUCACAGAGUCUCACCAGGCCAUAUUCCUUGCAUGAUGAGAGGACUCUUCCCACAGAUUUGAAUGAGAAAAGGGUUCAUAGGAGGCAUAGCUACAAUGUCCCUCCUGCACAUACAGACAUAAAGUUUGAUGAUUCAGAUGGGUUUGACUCAGACUAUGAUGAGGAGAUUGAGGUAGAAACACCUUCAAGUGGCAGUUGCCCACCACCCAAUAGGGUUGCUCCACCACCUCCUUCUCACUCUUGUCAACCUGGUGAUGGGAUGGGAACUGAUUAUGCUGGUUUACGCAUAAGUGAUCCUGCUCCACACCUUCAUCCUAAUCUGCCAGAUUACGAUGCAAUUGCAGCUCGCUUUGAAGCUCUUAAGUUCCGCAGAUGAUGAACUGAAAUUUUAGUUAAUUUUUUGUCAUAUGUUUAUAUAU